Coniophora puteana RWD-64-598 SS2 is the source of this 3052-nucleotide messenger RNA. RefSeq names its product WD40 repeat-like protein. Gene Ontology annotation, molecular function: protein binding. The record is from RefSeq and is a predicted model, not a curated record. The transcript has 7 exons. NCBI's taxonomy places the organism in Eukaryota, Fungi, Basidiomycota, Agaricomycetes, Boletales, Coniophoraceae. Bases 326 to 2998 code for a protein of 890 amino acids.
UCUUUUGCCAACAUUUCCACCAUGCACAGUUGAUAUUGGCGUUCACUUCGUUUUGCCACAUCACUGCUCAAACUGUACUCUUAAGAGAAGGAUGUGUGUUUCUAUCAUAGCAUUGGACUCAAAGACCACCAUGACGACCAGGCAGUGAUCAAGAGUUUGUUCUCACCAGUAAGCAAACGUCUAUCUUUGGAGAAACAUCAUAGCUUGAGAAGGUCCUCGGACGAGUGAUACCGCUGGAUACUUGUGACUGUCGCUAUGCUAUUGAGCUUAUCGGUGGUCAGCAUCUUUCGCGACAUAGUGUUCGUCUAACUUGUCUCUAGCACUCAUGGCCAAGCCGGAUCUCGAACCUGGCAGGUUGUCAUCUACGACCAAUGAGAAGCUUGAGGAGUCACAGCUCAGACGAAUUUCAGGCCACAGUGACGGUAUCACAGACCUCGCCUACUCGCCUGACGGCAGGUUCCUCGCCAGCGGCUCGAAAGAUCAAAGUGUCCGUAUCUGGGACGCCGCCUCAGGCCAACAGCUGGGCGAGACUAUGAAAGGCCACACCAGGGAGGUCACCUCUAUCUGUUACUCGUCUGAUGGUCGGUUCCUCGUAUCUGACGCUGGCGACGGCUUUAUACGUAACUGGGACAUGCAGAAUAGGAACAGGCUUGUGGGGCAGCCUGUUGAGGCGCACGUUGGCUACGUGGAGUCGGUCGCGUACUCGCCCAAUGGAGCACUCAUCGCGAGCGGAGGUGCAGACCGCAAGCUUAGGUUAUGGGACGCGCAUACAUUCAAGCUUCUUGCCCAAAGCGAAGCUUACACUACGAGGAUCUUCUCAGUCUCGUGGGCCCCUAAUGGCAAGCGAAUCUCAGCUGGCUUGAUUGACUCAAAGAUAUGCACCUUCAACGCCGAAAGUCUCGCGCCGGCAAUGAAGCCUUUCGAAGGACACAAGGGCUGGGUCAAGACUGUCGCGUACUCACCAGACGGCGCCUUCCUUGCUAGCGGAGGUGACGACUGCACCGUACGCAUCUGGGAUGCAGAAACAGCAGCAUCCGCAAAGAGCCCCUUUAGAGGGCGCAAAGAAGGAGUCGAUUGUGUUGCAUGGUCUCCAGAUGGCACACGGCUAGUCAGUGGCUCGCGCGACGGAAUCGUGCGCGUCUGCGAUGUUUACACAGGUCAAAGUCUUUUCGGGGGCCCGUUCAGUGCACAUCGAGGACCUGUCUUAGCUGUUGCCUUUUCGCCUGAUGGCAAGCACUUUGCAUCCGCAGAUUCAGAUUCUAGGCCGCGCAUUCAGAUAUGGGAUGCACAGACAGGAAACACAAUGAUGCCUGUGCUCUCAGGAGGGGGCGAUUCUGCACUUCGUCAACAGAUAAAAAGCGCGAGUCCCAUUGCCAGCACAUCGGCGCCAGGACGUAUGUGCGCUGAAGCUUCCGUCAUGGCUGUUCAAUGGUUUCCGGAUGGACGACGAUUUGCAAGCGCCGGUCUAGAACCCGCCGUGCGGCUCUGGGAUGCGGUAACAGGGCUUCAGGUUGGCGAACUUGUAGGCAACCAGAGCUCCAUCAAUGCCGUAUCUAUUUCUGCAGACGGUACAAAGCUUGCAUGCGCAUCCGAUGACAAUCUUCUCCGCGUCUUCAACACUGAAUCCAAAGAGCUACUAUUGAAGCCCCUUGCUGGUCACGUCGGAGCCGUCCUAGAUGUGAAGUUCUCCCCCGAUGGCUCGUGUCUCGUUAGUGGUGGCGCGGACGGAACGGUUCGUCUCUGGGACACGGUUACCGGCGAGAUGCAGCAUGUCACCACAGCCCAUACGACACCGGUACGCUCACUCUGCCUAACAAGCGAUGGGAAGAAGCUUGCAAGUGGCGGAGACGACCAUGCAGUUCGCAUUUGGGAUAUGCAGACGCAUAUGCAGCUCGCGGGUGACCUUCAUCACGGAGCCUGCGUUCGCGCCUUAUGCUUCUCGCCAGAUGGUUCUCGGCUUCUAUCCGGUCUGGAAAACUGCACCGCAAUUAUAUGGGACAUCGACACCGGUCAAAUCGCGUUCAGCGAACUCAGGGCGCACACAGACUGCGUGGUAGCAGUAGAUUGGUCGAGCGAUGGCUCGAAGGUGCUCACCGCCUCCGACGACUGGACGAUAUGGGUUUGGGAUGCUACUUCGGGACGGCGUAUCCUUGGUCCGCUAGAGGGAGUUCAUGAGGCUGGCAUCCGAGCUGCUUUGUUCUCACCUGAUAGCAAACUUUUUCUCAGCGGCUCAUUGGAUCACACACUUUUUAUGAGGGACGCUAACACAGGUACUGUCCUUCUCCGGCCAGAAACCCCACGGGACCUGCUUAUGCGACGGAGAGGCCCAAACACUCAGGUUGCACCUCCAAACAUUGGCGAUAAUACGCUCGAUUCCAAAGUAAUAGGGAUCUUUGACGAUCGUGACCCUUCACGGCGGAAGCAAGAGCCACAAGCUCAAGUCGAACAUCCCACAGGUACUUCUACAAACCCCCGACCUCCAGAUCCGAAGGACUUUUGGGACGGCUUGCAUGAUGAUACUGUUGUCCCCAUGAAGCCGCGGCGUCAGGUCACUGCCAACAAAAGUAGUGAUAUCAAACAUCGCGAUGAGACCAGGCGCCCACCUAGACGCAGCAGCCUCAGGCUGCUCUGGCCGCAGGAGAACGCCAGACCUAAACCGAAGCAAAAGGGCAAGAAUAAGCAGCCAGACGCUGCCAACGACAAUGUCGGAACACAUGCGAUGCGUCGCAUACGUCGACCAUUUGCGACUGUGGUGUCUUCUGCGAAAGACAAGAAGCGUGUGCUCGCAGGAGCGGACCCGUCCGCUGCUGCUGCCGCCGUUGCCAACACCCGCACGACGACAGAGGAAGACUCGGAUAGCGAACCAGAGCAUGCAGAGGUGCCAGUGGAUGAUCUUCCUGAGGGAAGGGUCUCUGGUGCGAUGGCUGAUGACGACGAAGAGAGCGACAACGGACUGCUGGACACAAUACGUUACUGUCUAUGUUUCCCGCGUUGUUAAGUCAGUGGCACUAGUCGGCUGCUCGUGCAUAAUGAAUAUACUAAAUAUUAUCUU